Messenger RNA from Protobothrops mucrosquamatus (brown spotted pit viper), 1739 nucleotides. It is a transcript of the gene SLC35F6, whose product is annotated as solute carrier family 35 member F6. The record is from RefSeq and is a predicted model, not a curated record. The transcript has 6 exons. Gene Ontology annotation, molecular function: transmembrane transporter activity. Bases 43 to 1170 code for a protein of 375 amino acids. Lineage: Eukaryota; Metazoa; Chordata; Lepidosauria; Squamata; Viperidae. Gene Ontology annotation, cellular component: intracellular membrane-bounded organelle; membrane. Gene Ontology annotation, biological process: transmembrane transport.
AGUUGGGGCUGCCUGCUUACUUGAGAGCGGCAGGCAGCAGCGAUGGCCUGGACGAGGUACCAGCUGUGCUUGGCGGCGCUGAUGCUGAUCACCGGCUCCAUCAACACGCUUUCCGCGAAGUGGGCUGACAAGCUGAAGGCACCAGGCUGCCAUGGAACAGAACCACACAAUUUCCAGCAUCCCUUUGUACAGGCGGUGGGCAUGUUUCUGGGGGAAUUUUCCUGCCUGGCUGUCUUCUAUCUCCUGCUCUGCAGUGACCGGAGGAGGCCAGAACCCACCAUGACACCUCCUCAGCCAUUUAACGGAUUGCUUUUCCUGCCUCCAGCACUAUGUGAUAUGACGGGGACUAGCCUCAUGUAUGUGGCUCUGAACAUGACCAGUGCUUCUAGCUUUCAGAUGUUGCGUGGAGCUGUGAUCAUCUUUACUGGCCUGCUCUCAGUAGCCUUCCUGGGGAGGAAGCUGGUACUAAACCAAUGGCUGGGCAUCCUGAUCACCAUUGUAGGGCUGGUGGUGGUUGGCCUGGCAGAUUUGCUGAGCAAUCAUGAUGAAAGCCACAAACUCAGUGAGAUCAUCACAGGUGACCUUCUCAUCAUUAUGGCCCAAGUUAUUGUGGCCAUUCAGAUGGUGUUGGAGGAGAAAUUUAUCUACAAGCACAAUGUUCACCCUCUGCAGGCUGUUGGCACUGAAGGUUUCUUUGGGUUCGUCAUACUCUCCAUCAUCCUGGUGCCCAUGUACUUCAUACCUGGGGGCAGUUUCAGCGGUAGCCCACGGCAGGUACUGGAAGACGCUAUAGAUGCCUUCUGUCAGAUUGGCAAUCUGCCACUUAUUGCUGUAGCCCUGCUGGGCAAUAUCAGCAGCAUUGCCUUCUUCAACUUUGCUGGUAUCAGUGUCACGAAAGAGAUCAGCGCCACCACCCGGAUGGUACUUGAUAGCCUGCGCACCAUUGUCAUCUGGGUUGUCAGCCUGGCCAUUGGCUGGGAGUCCUUUCAUGGACUGCAGAUCCUGGGUUUCCUCAUCCUUCUUGUUGGAGCUGCCCUUUAUAAUGGACUGCACCAGCCCCUCCUUGCUCGCCUGCCCUGGGGGAGGCCACCAGCAGGGGUUGCAGCGAGAGAUAUUGAUAGAGAAGGUCUCAUUGCCACAGAUGAGCUUUCCAUUAAUGGAGAUAGUUGAUGGCAGUGGAACUCUUACUUCUGCACCACAACUUUGGACCUUUUAUUGAAUGAAUUUGGCCUGUAUUGCUGGGAGAUCGGGCUAAAAACAGCCAACUGGUUUUAAGAUCUGCUUUGUAACUCUGGGGAUGCUUUGCUUAACUUUAAACAUCUGGAUGUUUCUCCAUUAUUUCAUUCUUCUGCCCUUUACUGAAGGAAGCAGAGGGAGUUUUUACCCUUUCUUUAGCAACCACAGAGUAGAGGUCUGCUGCUGCUAAGCAGCCCUCAAGUGGUUAUGGGCUCUCUCCUGGGGUUGCUUGGAAGCCAUCUAAAGCCUUGCUCCAUCUUUCUUCAUCAGCAUUUUGGGAUGGGGACAGUGGACGUAAUUGGAAAGAUUUUCUGGAAACCUUGUACGUAGUUCCUAAGCUGUACCAUCUGCCUUGUGGGUGUCUGUCACUUCAUUGUUUAUCUUCUGUUAAAAUAACAUCAUAAAGCAAUUGGAGGAGGGCAUUUGCUUGUCCCCAGUAAUCCAACCUGCAUAAAGGAUACUCUCAUGCUUCUGCCAAAUAGAAUCUUAUCUAUUCUAUUUUA